This is a messenger RNA of Porites evermanni, 489 nucleotides long. The record is from the annotation of a GenBank genome assembly. NCBI's taxonomy places the organism in Eukaryota, Metazoa, Cnidaria, Anthozoa, Scleractinia, Poritidae.
AUGAGCUGGGCCAGGGACGAGUGGAAACUAGAUUUGCCGACUGCAGCGCUACAGAAGAUAAGCGAGUUAGAAAACGACGCUGAGAAUCUUCGCAAAAGCAAACAACAGCAACAUUUUCAGCUGGAAAGCAUGUCGAGCACUUUACAAAAACAGAAACAACUCACCGCAGAAGAAAAAACUUUGAACUUAGAUCUGCGUCGUGAGAUUCAAGAGCUUACGCAAAAAUGCUGCGAACUCGAAAUCAAGGAUGAAAAGUCACAGGUCGACCUCAAGGCGAAAGACAGUAAAAUUUGCUUGUUGGAGGAACAGCUGCGGAAAACGAGAGAAAAACUUAAGGGAGAAGAAGACAAAAAUUUUGAGCUGAUCAAAAAAUUCGAUGAGCAACAAGUGGAUGUAGAGGCAAAGAAAAAUGAGCUUGAACGGCUUCAAAAGAAACUGGAAAAAGAAAGCGGAGCCAAGGAGCAAAUUGCAAAGGAACUUGAUGGUAAG